Chelonoidis abingdonii (Abingdon island giant tortoise) is the source of this 619-nucleotide messenger RNA. The record is from RefSeq and is a predicted model, not a curated record. NCBI's taxonomy places the organism in Eukaryota, Metazoa, Chordata, Testudines, Testudinidae.
UCCACCCCCCAUACUGUGCGGUAGCGGGUAGUGCCUGGGUAAUAACAGGCAUUUGUUUCUGUCUCCAGGGAAGGAGCUGCUAGUCCCGCUAACCAGCUCUAUGUACGUCCCCGGAAAGCUCUCCGACGUCGGCUACGUGCUGGUAGACGUGGGGACAGGCUACUACGUAGAAAAGACAGCAGACAAUGCCCGAGAUUUCUUCAAAAGGAAGAUCGACUUCCUGACCAAACAGAUGGAGAAAAUUCAGCCGGCACUGCAGGAAAAACAUGCCAUGAAACAAGCUGUGAUGGAAAUGAUGAGCCAGAAGAUCCAGCAGCUAACGGCCAUGGGGGCUUCACAGGCUGCAGCAACGAAGGCGUAGCCUUUGGGAUCGGUACCCCGGGCCCCGCACGCCGUGGCGUGACUGAGGCAUUUUGUUCUGUUACGAGCAGAGUCUUAAAAUCACCGAGGAAGCAGCUGGGGCUGAAGCCCUCCCGGCCGUCGGGAAGCAUCUGCUCUUUGUGCUGGUGGCUGUUAUGUGCGUGGUGUCUUAAAUGCAAACCUGUGGGAAAGUCGUCCCCUUUUGAAUGUGGCAGGUAAUAUCAAUGUGUGAGAUAAAUUAAAGCAGUGCUGAAUGGUA